This is a messenger RNA of Scleropages formosus (Asian bonytongue), 2679 nucleotides long. RefSeq names its product ethanolamine kinase 2 (gene etnk2). The transcript is spliced from 8 exons. Bases 621 to 1703 code for a protein of 360 amino acids. The record is from RefSeq and is a predicted model, not a curated record. Gene Ontology annotation, biological process: phosphatidylethanolamine biosynthetic process. NCBI's taxonomy places the organism in Eukaryota, Metazoa, Chordata, Actinopteri, Osteoglossiformes, Osteoglossidae. Gene Ontology annotation, molecular function: ethanolamine kinase activity. Gene Ontology annotation, cellular component: cytoplasm.
UCCGCUUACAGUGCUCGUCAAUCAGCGUAUAAACGAUGCCCAGUGGAUGUUACGCGUUUGGUAAAUACGAUUUGGUCGGAUAUUCCGUGAUGUUUCUGGGGAUGCUAACCGACCUUAUGAAACACGUUUAACACGUAAGGCUAGACUGGGUGACAUAUUUAUUUGCAAACGUUGCAGUAACAUACGCUUCUGCGGAUAUGGAAGGUGUAGUUACCCACUCCCGCAUUAAGCUGUUCGUCUGAAGAAGGGCGGGACUUUGUAGUCGCGACAUUCGAGGCAUCUCCGCUUGCAGUCCCGCCGGUUGAGGCGGGGGGGGGCUCCCUCGCUGUCGUCAUCAAGCCGUUCUCUCACCGCGAGCACAAGCGAGAAGCUGGCAAUCGGGUGAUUCGACGAGGGCGGCGCCAGGCAGGAAGCCGUGCCGCUCAUUGCCUUUCACAAUUCGCCGGCAGCCGUGAUCGUACGCUGAAUCCGCGUUAUCUGCAUUUAUCGUUGCAAUCGCAAAAAGAAGAAGAAAAAAAAAAACUUCCAGUUUAUCAUCAGCUGCGCGGGGUUUAACGGGCGUCUGUAUGCCACACAGUGAAGACACAGCCAUUAAUCAGACAGCUAAGUGAAUCUAAAGCAUGGAAACAGAGAUCCACGUGCCGGUUGGUUCGCCGAUUAUCAGAAAAUUUCCAAUCUUUGUAGAUGAACAUAAUGUCACGCCGGGCGCGAUGAAACUGAUACAGGAACUCCGACCGGCGUGGGACAUCAGUCUCGUCAAAACCAAGCUCUUCACAGAUGGGACUACCAAUAAGCUGGUUGGCUGUUUUGUUGAGGAGCAUCCAGAAGACGUGGUCCUUGUGCGAGUGUAUGGCAACAAGACGGAGCUUAUAGUGGACCGUGACAAUGAGCUGAAGAGUUUCCAGGUACUCCAUGCCAACGGCUGUGCACCCCGCCUCUACUGCAUCUUCCAGAAUGGCAUCUGCUACGAAUUUAUGCAGGGAGAAGCCCUGGGAACACAGGAUGUGAGGGACCCUGUGCUCCUCAGGCUGAUUGCCACAGAGAUGGCUCGCAUUCAUUCCAUCCACGCUCACAAUGGCUGUGUCCCAAAGCCGAACCUCUGGAUAAAGAUGCGCAAGUACUUCUCCCUCGUAUCCACUGAAUUCACCGACCAGGCUGCCAAUGCCAGAAUCCAACAGGAAGUACCAAGCAAGGAAGUUUUAGAACAGGAAAUGGCCUGGAUGAAGGAGCACCUGUCCCAGUUGGGCUCUCCAGUGGUCCUUUGCCACAAUGACCUGCUUUGCAAAAACAUCAUAUACAAUGCCAAGGAAGGCCAUGUCCGGUUCAUAGACUAUGAAUACUCAAGUUACAACUACCAGGCAUUUGACAUUGGGAACCAUUUCAAUGAAUUUGCAGGCAUGAGUGAGCUGGAUUACAGCCUGUAUCCCAGUAGGGAAAUCCAGCUAGAGUGGCUGCACACCUACCUGCAGGCCUACAAGCACUUCACCAAAAAAGGAGGUGAGGUAACUGAGCGUGAGCUGAAGACACUUUAUGUGCAGGUCAACAAAUUUGCCCUGGCAUCACACUUCUUCUGGGGUUUCUGGGCUCUCAUCCAAGCCAAGUACUCUACCAUCGACUUUGACUUCCUUGGGUAUGCAGCACUGCGGUUUAACCAGUACUUCAAGACUAAGCCUGCAGCCAUGGCGCUGAAGACCCCAGAAUGAAUCCAUGGGGAGUCAUGCUGGAGCUUCGGUCCAGCACUGGUACCUUCUGCUUAACAGCAAAAGCACUUUUCAGCAGUAGGAGACAGGGAUUUGCCUUUUUCAAGGGGUAGGGCUGUUGUAAGAGUUUGAAUAAGUGAACUUGCUUGAGUUGAGGGAGGGGGCAGUCAGGUCCACCUGCAUAGUCUGCCCUUUCAGACAGAUAUACAUCUCAUGCAUUCACAUUCAUUUUUCUCAUGAACCUCCUUCUGCUCAAGGAGGUUGCUGAGCAAUGAUUAUUUUUGCACUAAUAUUCAUUAAGAUAAACAUUCAUGACAUUUAAAUUUAAUCAGUAAAAAUAGUCUCACUAGUCCACAUCUAGACCCUUGUAUUUGGCUGUUCUCAUUGCAGCGUGGGAUUUGCUGUGAAGAUGUGCCACGGUCCUUGAAACAGUACUCUGCCGUCGUAGAUUUUGACUGAUUGUAAAAUCCUAAAUUAGAUGGGCAUCCAGGGGUUUCAAGAUCAUGCAGCUGCCUGAUUAAGUGAGAAUGAUGUAGGAAUGUCCAGGCCAUUUUCAGUGAAUGCCCCCUCAUCAAUUCCAUUAGAGUUAUGAGCUUUGUGACAAAAUGUACAGUGAUUUUUGGGGGAUUUUCAAGGACUGUUCAUUCAGGGAUGCUUUUGCCUCUGCUACACCUAGCUGAUGUGUCUCACUUCCAUGUUUGGGCUUGACCGUUGCAUUGUGACACCUGCUUGUUUAGCGAUCAGUUUAUUGUUAGUUUGUAACAGUUGAGAGCUUACUAUGUGAUAGAGGUUAACAGAAUGAGUUGAGGAACAUAUCAGAAGACAGAAAGCAGCAAAAAAACAUUACUCCACAGUAGAAAGUGUCCCAUUGUUUUCCUACCUCCUUAUGGGUAGAAGUAACUGGGCAUCUUCUCUUUGCAGAUGUUUUAUAGUUACGGCUUCGGCUAUUUAUUUUUCCACUCAUUGACUUGCCUGGAAA